GCACAUAAAAUGUAACAAAACUGGAAUGACACAGUCUGAUCCAGGUUAUCAUAUCAUACGUCGUGGUUUGUACGCAAGUGGACUGUGGACGAGUGUUUUUUUAAUUGAUGGUUGUGUGACUCAGAGCUUGGUUCUUUUCUUCAUGCUAAAACAACUGCAAAGCGAAUUUGAUAUCUCUGAAGCUGAAUCGGAAGCCGUACACCAUCUCUUGCUAAAGCCUGCCGAGACAGCUACUGUUCUGCUGCCCUACUGCAUGGGAAUUUUAAUGAGUCCAGAUUUUUUUUUUUGGCUGUCAGCGCUCAACAUGCCAAGCAGAUGUCAAUGAGUCUACUUUGUACAUCUAAGCCUCUACGAUAUUCAAAGAGGGAAUAGUGGACGUGCAUAUGAUAUUUAGCUUUGCCAGAGUCAGUGAGCUGAGCCAUAUGCGUAUUACAGAUGUAUAAUUCAGCUAUCGGACAGUUGAAGGCAUCAUCCAUUUGAGGGACCUUUAUCUGCACGUUCUUGUGCCGUCGGCCAUUCACACAUCAUUGGCUGUUCAUCUUCUGAUGAGGUUAUCGCUUAUUUAUGUCCACUGACUGAAUAAUGGAUCGUUUCACUGGAAACCUCAUCAGAGCCGCUGAGACAGACUGAGAACUUCAGAGAACUUCAUUGCCAUUCGCACUGCUGCACACCGUACACGCGCACAUAAUCUCCUCUCGACAGGAGUGUGGAGAACCUUUCUUAGAAGGAAAGAAAAAAGAAAUCGAUUUGACUGAGCUGUGAACUCCUCACUCGUCAAGUCUGAAAUCCGCCCCGCAGCGUCCCGUGCUCGGAUUCACCUUCAGUGUGUGCUGAGAGAAAGAGGAAGAUUUUGUUGUGAUUGAUCGCCGACAAUGAUCGGGAUGCUGUUGUGAUUAACUACAUCUACUUGAUGAGGCGUCCAUGGAUUUGCAGAUUUAGGAACUAGACUUCUUUCCCUGGACAAAAACAUGGGCAGCACUUGCUCAUCCUCACAGAGUGUAAACGGCGAAACCUCCAACAAAAAUAUGGGAAACCGCCGCAGUAGCCACUCCUCCAACGAAGAGAAGGACAAAGAGAAGGAGAGAGAACACCGCUCCAGCAGCAAUGCCUCCGCAAAGACGUCAACCCAAGCCCAACAAGAGAAGAAACACACCAACCCACCCCUAGCCCCACCCCAGCCUGCCGAGAGCCCACCCUCGCCUCAAACCCCCGCCCCGGGGCCUGCACGCAAGACCACACCUCCUCAGAUGUCACCAGCGAUGACCAAGCCAUCUCAGAAGUCCAGCACCGGCUCGUCGCUCCCCGAUCUGGCUUGCUACAGCGAAGAUGUUAGGAACAUGCUGCUGGGCAAGGUGGCUUUGGUGAGGUGCAAGCCGCAAGCUAAGAUGGUCAGAGUCUACAUCAGUGCUGCUUCUGUAGACUCGGAGAUGGAGAGGAAUGCGCUGAUGGAACGCGUCUACCCCAAGCUACGAGACCACUGCGCCCUCAGUGGCUACGAGUUUGAAGCCAUCGACCUCUUCUGGGGACUGUGGGAUAACAGGCUGAACGACGAGCGAUUCUUGGACCAGUGUCUGCGAGAGAUCAAGCAUUGUCAGGCCGCCUCCACCGGACCAAACUUCAUGUCUUUCCUGAAUAUGAAGUACGAUCGAUGCAAGACGCCCAUCCGUGUCCUGGCCUCAGCCUUUGACCGUCUCCUCAAGAAGGUUGCAGAAGAUGAUGACCGAUCCCUGCUGACCAAACACUACCUACUGGACUCCAACUCGGUACCCCCGGUCUACCUGUUCCAGGGGAACGCCUCGGAAGACGAAGCGGAGAGGAUCUGUGAGAUCUUGAGGAGUUCUUGGGGCAAGGAGGAGAAGGAACGCUACAUGGCUUCUGUUUCAGAGACAGAGAUCGACGAGGGGGUCUUUUCCCCAACCAGCGUCAGCGACGCUGUCAUCUGGCUGCACCGUCGCUUCACCCGCAUCGACCCUAACGACGAUACAGCCGGCAUCUACUUAGACCUGUUGCCUGGCAACAAGGAGGCGGACACCCACUCCCACGAGCAGCUUGCCCAGCUGACCAAGAGACUGGCUGCUAAAGUCAACGAGGGGAACUUCUUUAAGUUUGAUAUCCCUUGGAGUCCGAAGGGUUUAGACCCGGAUGGUAUCUCAACUCACGCCAAGUACAUCGAUGACAUCUGCAACAAGACACAACAGAUUCUGACGGAGUUGAUCGACAGAGCAGUGGCUGAGAGGCUGGAGGAAGACGUCAUGGCAAAGAAAACGCAUCAGAGGCUAUAUCAAGAGUUACAGCACCACACGUUGCUUGCACAGAGGCACUCAGAAACAUUCCACGGCCAGACAGACCUCCUGAAUCGGGUCCGGGACUACCUCGGUGGAGACUCCCAAUCGCCCCUGAUCCUCCAUGGCGGGGCGGGGUCAGGCAAGACGGCGCUGGCGGCCAUGGCUGUCAAGCUGUGCAGCCAGGUCCUGCCGCUCAGCGCCUGCGUGGUGCGAUUCGUUGGCGCCACACCGGAAUCCUCAACACCCAAUCAGCUCCUGAGGAGCGCUUGUGAGCAGAUUGCUUACUUAUAUGGAGAGCAUAUAUCCAUCGCAUCCAAGGGAGCGAACCGAUUAAGCAAAGACCUACCAACGCUCCUGAAACGCGUGACGGAAGACCGCCCUCUAGUGGUGGUUCUGGACGGCAUUGAUCAGUUCACCUCCACAGGUGAUAACACUGCUGCAUUCAACUGGAUCCCGGACACGUUGCCUAGCAACGUCAAGAUGAUACUUACAAUGCGAGGAACGGACUAUGAAGGAUUCACGCAUCUCAAGAGUUUAUUGCGGGACAGUGCAAGCUUUGUGGAGGUACCACAACUUUCUGGAGCGGACUCCACCAAAAUGUUUGAGAGCCUUCUGAAGGCCCACGGACGGACAUUAUGCGACACCCAGGCCAAGCUCCUUAAGGAUGCUGUAGCAGGGUGUCCUACGCCACUCUACGUCAAGCUAGCUAGUCAUGUUGCUUGUACUUGGCGUAGCUAUGAUGAGAGUAGCUCAACCAAGCUAGAGAAGGACACUGGCGCACAAAUCAAUGCCAUCUUGGACAGGUUAGAACGGAGGUACGGCAAGCUGGCAGUCAGUCACUCGAUCGGUUACUUGUGUGUGGCGCGGGACGGUGUCUCCGAUGCUGAAAUGAAUGACUUGUUAUCUUGCGAUGAUGCCGUACUGGAUGAGCUCUACUCCAGCAAGAGACCGGUGCUGCGCAGGGUACCAGCAUACCUGUGGAUUGCCAUCUGUCAGGAGCUGGCACCGUUUCUCUCAGAUCGCGUGGUGGACGACCGGUGUUUAAGAACUUGGGCUCACGUCAGUUUGCGGGAGCUAGUCUGCAAGCGUUACUUGGCUGCCACUCAGAAUAGGAUACAGCUGCACAAGAAUAUGCAGGACUACUUUCAGGGUCGCUGGGCUAAGAGUAAGAAGAAACCCUUCAUUAAGGAGGGUGGCAUAGAGGUCCUGAUGGACCGCUAUGUUCUACCCCAGCUGGCUAGCUAUGGCAGCUACCCAAAUCGGCGGCGCUAUCAUGAACUCGUCUACCAUGCUCUGAACAGUGGCGAGAAGAAAUUCGCAGAUAAGUACAUUUGGGAUUUGGAAUGGUUGCGGCGCAAGUUAGAACACUGUGAUGUCUAUCGGGUGAUGGAAGAUGCCAUUUUGGCUCAGAGAAAGGACCCAAACAACCUUGACCUGCAACUGUUCCUGGAGUUCCUUCAAGUCUCAGCCUACGCCCUCUCCACGGACGGCUCGCAAUUAUUCACCCAGCUGAGGCAGCGACUUAGCGGAGGAGUCAUGGAGAGGAAAGGCUCCAGCUAUCCCAAGAUGCAACAGAUGUUUAAGCAUGCCGCCAAACCCCCAGUGUGCAAUUUUUUCCCAUCGCGGGACUGUUUACGCAGAAUGGAGGCCAAGUCACCGGACGAAUCGGAACCAACGCUCAAGCCCAUCUUAACAGGGUUGUACAGAGUGACCAAUAGCAACACUUUCAUGGUCUCGGUCGCUUCGGAAGAAGGCGAAGUCAAAGUCUGGAACAUAACCACGCAAAAGUGCGUUCGGACAUUACGCAACGUGACGUGCCCUCGUGACGUGCAGUUUAUUGACAAUCACCGCGUGGUGGUCCUCUGCAAUCGGGAACUUCUCAUUUUCAACCUGGACAUGGGUACAUUCGACACCAAACUGAAGGGCAUCAUGAACCAGAAGAUGCCGUACUACGGCAUGAGCGACUCUGAACACGUGGUGGCGCUCUCUCGAAAUCGCAUGUACGUCAACAUGAUCAAUGUAACCAGCGGCGACGUGGUAUCCACCUUCAAGGUUGGUGAAGACCGGUUCCUUAACAGCCUGCUAGUGAGCGCUAACGGUCACCGGUGCGUGUGUGGGGAUGACACUCAGAAACCCAGUCCUCUACUCGUCUGGGAUCUGACCGCCAGGAAACUGAUCCAUGAUUUCCGGAUCAACCAGCAUGAGUUUGUCACUCGUAUGGCUGCAAUCUCCAACGAUGGUCACUACGUUGUCUCAGUCAUCAAGGAGCUGGAUGACCCAAGUCGUAAUUUCAUCAUCGUCUACGACCUCCAGAGCGGUCAACAGUUCAAGAAAUGGAAGCCACUGUCCAAUACGACCUGUGUGGCCAUCUCAUCGGAAGGGCAGUGCGUGGUCAACGGCUGUGAAGACUGCUCUCUCCUAGUCUGGGACCUCUCCUCGGGAUCACUCAAGUACACGUUAGAAGGUCACACCCAUUCAGUAGACAGCAUCUACCUGAGUGAAGACGGAAAGCGAUGCCUAAGCAACGAUUCAACGCAGAUGGACAGGAGCCUUCACAUGUGGGACCUUCAGCAAGGUGUAAAUAUCGCGACGUUCACCCCAGACUACCCAAUCAGCUGCUGCCAGAUAUCAGCCAACGGGGACUGUGCCGUGAUUGGCCUACCCGGACAGAAGUCCAUCAUCACUCUGUGGUUACGCUCCAAGGACCUGGACACGUCUAGAGAGGACAAGAAAGCCUACGGUGAUGCUUCACGGGCAGGCAACGAGUACGACAUGAGUAACCAAGUCUAAAAACAAAAUCAAAAUCCAAUUUAAUUUUUUUGUUGAUCAUUUACAUACCCAUUGUUGUCGUGAAAUGUUCUUGUGUACAAUUCUUAGUGGGCUCAAACUAACAUAAUUGCACCCUGAAAGAUCUCCCUCCAAGGUGAAACGGAAAUGCAUAGUCGGCGCAGAUGUAAGGGUUUUAUGACUGAGGACUAGGGAUGAAGGGUUUCUUAAGACAACAAAAUCCCGAGGACCUGAGCCCAAGUCCUUGGUAGUUCCUGUGUACAAACAGAAAAAAGGAACAACAGAAGAGAAGUGUUGAUACUCAAUAGUAAAGCCAGACUGUGUGGACUUGGUCACAGGAGUUGUUUCAUGGGUUGCGUUUUUGGAUUUGUGGCCAAAUCGGGGAAGGGUUAGGAUAAUCGUCGUCUCGAAACGGUUUCUAUGUGGGCUGCUGCAAACUAGACAUGAGUGUCUGAUCGUCAAGUUGAGAUUCUGUAGAGAAAUGUGAUGUCGAGGGUGCACAAGAGUUCUGUGCUCAAAUUUUAAAAAAA
Patiria miniata (bat star) is the source of this 5602-nucleotide messenger RNA. Its product is annotated as NACHT domain- and WD repeat-containing protein 1-like. The transcript is spliced from 12 exons. The record is from RefSeq and is a predicted model, not a curated record. Gene Ontology annotation, molecular function: protein binding. Bases 969 to 5075 code for a protein of 1368 amino acids. Lineage: Eukaryota; Metazoa; Echinodermata; Asteroidea; Valvatida; Asterinidae.